Cloeon dipterum is the source of this 2388-nucleotide messenger RNA. RefSeq names its product Carnitine O-octanoyltransferase (gene CROT). Bases 470 to 2305 code for a protein of 611 amino acids. Gene Ontology annotation, molecular function: carnitine O-octanoyltransferase activity. NCBI's taxonomy places the organism in Eukaryota, Metazoa, Arthropoda, Insecta, Ephemeroptera, Baetidae. The record is from RefSeq and is a predicted model, not a curated record. The transcript has 11 exons. Gene Ontology annotation, cellular component: peroxisome.
AGUAACAGUGCAAAUUGCUCAUUUCUGCCGAGUGGCCAAGUGAAUUCUGCCAUUUAUGCGAGCAAAUUUGAAAGUCAUCAUACACGUCCACGCAUACAUGCGUGUUUUUCUACAAUGACAUCGGUUCAAGGGGAGAACCGCAUCGGUAUAUAUUAGUAGUGCUUUAUUAGAUUAAGCCUAGGAAGGGCACACGCGUCAAAGUGCAAAAUCAUUAUGAGUAGGGAAGUUUCACAAGUUGAACAAUCUGUGUACAAAGAUUAUCAAAGCAUGGCACGGCUUUUAUCAGUAUAAAACGACAUUAUCGGGAGAAAACAAAACAUUCCUCACAAUCUCGUGCAUGCUUUCGGAUUUCUGAUUGAAGUGGACCGUCAGCCUUUUGAGCAGAAACACUUGCACCCUGGUUAUAUCUUAUCAUCUUACAGUAAUUAGGACUGGAGAGAUUCAUUUUUAAAAAUUCUCACGUUGUAAGAUGGCAAAGUUCGACCGUUCAGUAUUUUUGACAACCAAAGAGAAAACCUUCGGAAGAGAUGACACACUUCCUAAGUUACCAGUGCCUGAGUUAGGAAAAACGAUUAAAAAGUACCUGGAAUCAGUGCGACCUCACGUUGACGAUGCUGCUUUUAAAAAAACUGAAGCGAUUGCCAAACAGUUUGAAAAUGGAGUUGGCAAAUCCCUUCACGAAAAACUCUUGGAGAGAGCAAAGACGGAGAAUAAUUGGGUCAGCAAAUAUUGGGAUCAGUACGCGUACCUUGUGCUCAGGGAACCUUUAAUACCUUACUACAGUAUGGGUGGCUCAUGGGACCGAAAUUCCUUGCCCUGGCCCAAAAAUUCCACCAUGAUCCAGCAAGCCUCUCUGUACGCCUAUUUCCUGCUGGAGCACUGGCAGUUGCUGCGAGACCAGCGGCUGGCGCCUCACAAAGCCGUGGAUGGGCGACCGUUCACGAUGCUCAACUUCCGCAACCUGUACAACACAAGCCGUGAAGCUGGAGUCCACGUUGACGCCAUCCGCAGCCACUUCAGGCCAGAUGAGUCGUGCCCUUCGCACAUGAUCAUUAUGUGCAGGGGCCGCUUCUUCGUGAUUGACGCCCUAAGCGGUCACUCAGGUCUGCUCACGGCACCUGAGCUGGAGGUGCAGUUUGAGCGCGUCCUUGAAGCGAGCACCAGCGAUGGUGACGGCGUUGCUGUCCUCACCGCUGACAACAGAACUCAGUGGGCGAAGAAUAAAAAUUGGCUUGUGCAGAUAAGCGUGAACAAUCGGAAGAUAAUAGAGCUGAUCGAGUCUGCCAUCACGGUUUUUGUGUUGGAGACUGAAGGUGCUCCUGACGAGGAAGGAUGUCUUCGAUACUCGCUGGGUGGAAACCUGGCCAACCACUGGGUGGACAAAAGCAUCGCCAUCACUACCUUUCCGAACGGCUCUGUUUCCUCACUGUGCGAUCAUGCAGCUUAUGAUGGUAUGGUGAGCAUUUCCGCGUUCAUCUACGUGCAGCACGGAAUUGGGGAAAUGAACGGCAAAUGGAGUGGAGAGCGCAGGGUACUGGAGAGUCUGAGACCGCCUCAGGAAUUGGUCUUUGACGUUGAUUCCAUUAUCAAGGGCGAAAUCGCUCGCUUGCUCAAGGAGGCUGAGGCUGUUACCAAACCUGUCACAGCCACAAGAAAGGCUUUCACCGGCUACGGAAAGAGAUUCGUUCAGAGCCAAAAACUCCACCCAGAUGCGUGGGUACAGUUAGCGCUGCAGCUUGCCUUUUACAGACUUCAUGGCAGAUUUGCUCCUAUGUAUGAAACUGCAACUACAAGACAGUACCGGGAAGGAAGAACUGAAACAGUGCGAUCGUGCAGCCUAGAAGCAGCAGCUUGGAUGAAAGAAAUGACCAAUGCGAAUGCAGACGUUAAGAAGUGCAGAGAACUGUUGGCAAAAGCGGCCUUGAAACACAAUGCCAUGAUGAAGGAGUCUCGUGAUGGCUUUGGCUGUGAUAGACACUUGUUUGGCCUCCAGUGCCUUGCCUAUGAAAACGGCAUCGCACCACCAGAGAUAUUCACAGAUCCCUCUUGGGCUCUCAGUGGUGGCAACGGCAAUUUCUACCUUUCGACAAGUCUACUGGGCUACCAAGAGAACGGAGGUUGCGUGGCUCCGAUGUGCUUGCACGGCUACGGCUGCUUUUACAACAUCAUGCCUGACCAAAUUUUGAUUGGCAUCAGUGCUUGGAAAACAAGCAACGAAACCAGCUCUGAGAAGCUCUUUGCGGCCUUUACGACUGCUUUGCAGCAAAUGCAGUCAGUUAUCGUCACUGGUGCUUCGAAAAUGUGAUUUUUAGAAGUUCAUCAUUUGCUUAGUUUUUUAAUGCCACAGUUAUAUUUUGUUGUUAUUCUUUAAUUAAAUCGUUUCCUUUU